ACAAGCAGGUGUGGAUUCGCCUCAGUCAGAGAACUGAUAUCACACCGCAGUGACGUUGGGGAUGAGAUCUAGGCCAGCGCGAGGGCUAUAUAAACAACUAGGUUAUGCUGGUUACCACAAACAGUGUGACACUGGAACUGGUUGCUCAGGUGAUCUGAUCUGUCAGAGAGCUCAUCAGUGAAGGAGUUCUGAGGGAAGAUGAACCGCUGCGUCCUGGCUGCGCUCCUGCUGCUGCUGUGCUGCGCUCUAAGCGCACAUGCCCGACCUGCGCGUGUCCGCUCGCGCCCUUUGGACAACUCUGAGACAUGGAACAACGUCAUGGUCCUGGCCAAACACGCGCAAGCGCAAGACCGAGACCAUGAGACUCGCCUUCUCCCAGUGAUUUCAAGCGACAAAUUAAAAGACGGGGAUGUUUGCUGUGUCAAUGUCCAGAUCCUCGAUUACUACCUCACGCACAUCUUGGUUGGUCAGGCACAUGAAGGUGAGGAGCACCACUAUCCACGCCUGCAUCUGGUCAAGCCUGAUUUGAAGAGAGUGGCUAAAGACUUGGAGCCCCACUGUAACUCCAAACAGAUUGACCUGGAGCAUUUGCAAGCUUUCACACAGAACCUCCAAAGAGCCGGAGAGAUGUACAAGAAUAACUCCAAAGCAAAGAACAAGGCGAUCGGGGAGACUGAUAUUCUGUUCCAUUAUCUGUACGAGUCGUGCAGCGCCACCACCACAUCCUAGACCUGUGCAAGAGCCUCUGCAAUGUAUUCUCAGAAAAAAAGGGUAGUAAACAGGACCUUUUCCUGUUGCUGAAUUAUACACUCCACAAAGAUCUAUUGUACCUUUUAUUGUGUAUUUUUUUUCACCUCGUAAGUUGUGUUUACUCUAAAAACUAAUUAUUGUACAAUCAUGUGCCUUAAAACUUCUUUUUAAAAGCUGCAUAUCCACAGGUGAAUAAGGAUACAGAUCGAUCCUUAAAGGUACCACUGCACUGACAAGGAAAAACAGUUUAGUACCCUUUUUUCCCCCCCCACUGAAUGUCCCAUGGAUUGAUGGAGAUAUGCCUAUUUUUAUUUUUUAUACCAAAAAGUGUUUUGAAAUAUUUGACAUCUUUAUUUAUUAUAGUGUUUUAUUUAUUAGCUUUAUUUAUUCAGCAUUAUGUGAUGGUUAUAAAUUAUUUGUAUCGACAGUAUAGGCUCGACACAAUGUGUGAACUGGGUCAUUAUGACUUAAAAGUGGAAGCCAAUAUAACCGGCUUGGAAUGUAACUCCAAUGCCAGAGUAAGAGAAUGUAAAUGCAUUGUAAAAGCAUUCCUACUAUGUACUUUGAAAAGAAAAAAACUUUUUCACAAUUAAAAUGAAAUUAUUUAAGAAUGUUUUAAAGAGUUGUAAAUUGUUGGUGUAUUUUUUAUUUUUUUUUUACAU
Neoarius graeffei (lesser salmon catfish) is the source of this 1412-nucleotide messenger RNA. RefSeq names its product interleukin 22 (gene il22). Bases 199 to 729 code for a protein of 176 amino acids. NCBI's taxonomy places the organism in Eukaryota, Metazoa, Chordata, Actinopteri, Siluriformes, Ariidae. The record is from RefSeq and is a predicted model, not a curated record. Gene Ontology annotation, cellular component: extracellular region. The transcript is spliced from 5 exons.